Messenger RNA from Helicoverpa zea (corn earworm), 918 nucleotides. It is a transcript of the gene amx, whose product is annotated as TM2 domain-containing protein almondex. NCBI's taxonomy places the organism in Eukaryota, Metazoa, Arthropoda, Insecta, Lepidoptera, Noctuidae. Bases 112 to 846 code for a protein of 244 amino acids. The transcript is spliced from 4 exons. The record is from RefSeq and is a predicted model, not a curated record.
GAUUUGAGUUUGACAAGUAGAUAUUGUUUAUUUUAUGAAGUGAAUUUGCCCUAUUUCUCUGGAAAUAAAGAAAAUUUUGAUAAAUAUUAGGAAAAUGGUAUAAACAGCAAGAUGCCGAGAAGUCUGCCACUAAGAAUAAGCAUAAGAGACUGUUUAGUUUUAGUUCUUUUAGUGAUAUUUAAUACAAUCCACAUAACAGACAUGGCUAACAACAAUAUGGAUAUACAAAGCAAAGAAAACAAAAUUAAAGACGAUUCAAGUGACAAAGGGGUGAAUUUUAGUGAGAAUGAGGAAUACUUGAAGAGUUGUCCUUCUGUGGACCAGGACAUUUCCGAGUGUUCCUCCUUGCAGUAUCCUUGUAUAAACUGCGACAGAAACAUAGACUGCCGCUAUGGAGGCUUCUACAACUAUUCCUGUACAGUCAAACCAAAAAUUGUUUGUAAUGGCACCAAAACGUUCAACAGAACAGCCAUGUGCCGGUUUUGUUACCAGACUGAGAAAUGGGAACACCGCUGUGAUCAGAAAGCCAACUGCAAUUCUCUGGCCUCUCCUUUAAAAUAUUACUUGACAAACUGCACAGUAUCUGAUGAUGUGGUCUGCCUCGGAAAACGCAGAUUCCUAAAGAAGAUCCGAUGUUCAUGGACUGCUGGUACUCGUUGGGGCACAGCUGUCAUCCUUGCCUUAACACUUGGUGGUUUUGGGGCCGAUCGGUUUUACCUCGGCCACUGGCAAGAGGGGAUUGGAAAACUGUUCAGUUUUGGAGGCCUGGGAGUUUGGACCUUAGUAGAUGCCUUACUCAUUGGAAUCCACCACUUGGGGCCUGCUGAUGGCUCCCUUUACAUUUAAUUUAUGGUCUCAGUGAAUAGAAAUGUAGUAUACUUGUACAUCAUUUAUUGAAUAAAAAAAUCUCUUAAAUUA